Messenger RNA from Fimicolochytrium jonesii, 969 nucleotides. RefSeq names its product isoprenoid synthase domain-containing protein. Bases 1 to 969 code for a protein of 322 amino acids. Lineage: Eukaryota; Fungi; Chytridiomycota; Chytridiomycetes; Spizellomycetales; Powellomycetaceae. The record is from RefSeq and is a predicted model, not a curated record. Gene Ontology annotation, biological process: biosynthetic process. The transcript is spliced from 5 exons.
AUGUCGUUCCCCGCCAAGUCCGUACCCCGCGUCGGUGUAUUCUCCUCUAAGUUGCACCAAGCCCACAAACCCCGCCGGAGACACUUCGCCGCACCCACCUCCCGACCAGCAACAACCCCCGCACCGCUUCAGAACGCUCAGAAUUAUGUUACCACCCUCCUUCAAAAGCACGAUUACGAUAAUUAUCUAGCGUCCCUGUUUGUUCCCGCCAGAUCGCGGGAUGCCGUUUGGGCUGUUCGCGCGUUCAAUGUGGAGACGGCGCUGAUCAGGGAGAGCGUGAAGGACUCGUUGCUGGGGAAAGCGCGGAUACAGUGGUGGAGGGAUGCUGUGGACGAUGUAUUUGCGGGCAGACCGCCGAACCAUCCCGUGACGCUGAUGCUUGCACAAGCGCUGGAGACCGCGCCCUUGUCAAAGUCGUGGUUCAAGAGGAUGCUGACUGAGAGGGAAUCUAACUUACAAGAUCCGCAAUACGCAAAGAUAGCGGACUUGGAGAAGUACGCGGAGAAUACAGCGUCCAGUCUGCUGUAUCUGCAGCUGGAAGCGCUCGGGAUACGCAAUCACGAUGCAGAACAUGCGGCGGGGCACGUGGGGAAGGCUAUUGGAAUAGCCACCUUGUUGAGGGCUACACCGUUUCAUGUGGAGGAACGGAGGUUUUAUCUCCCUUCCGAGAUUAUGGCGAAGCAUGGGCUAUCCACGGAAACAGUCUUCCGCACGGGUCCAAGCCAAGCGCUGGAAGAAGUCGUUUUCGAAGUCGCGACGGCCGCCAACGACCAGCUCAUCACUGCGCGGUCGUUUAUGACAGAUAUGCCUCCGGCGGCAAUUCCGGCUUUGCUACCUGCAGUCCCGGUCGAUUUGUUUCUACAAGCCCUAGAGAAAAACAACUUCAACUUGUUUGACGCGAAAUUGGGGAAAAAGAGUUGGAAGCUGCAUUAUCGGUUAUGGAAGGCUGCCAGAAGCUUGACGAUAUGA